Messenger RNA from Anoplophora glabripennis (Asian longhorned beetle), 1778 nucleotides. Its product is annotated as beta-fructosidase-like. Gene Ontology annotation, biological process: carbohydrate metabolic process. The transcript is spliced from 2 exons. The record is from RefSeq and is a predicted model, not a curated record. Gene Ontology annotation, cellular component: cytoplasm. The coding region runs from base 128 to 1672 and encodes 514 amino acids. Gene Ontology annotation, molecular function: beta-fructofuranosidase activity. Lineage: Eukaryota; Metazoa; Arthropoda; Insecta; Coleoptera; Cerambycidae.
UUCAAGCGCAAGUAAAUAUGUCAAUAUUAUCUACCUAAAAAUCAGUCAAUGCAGUAAAUUCUGUAACAGCAGUUGUAUCUGUUUCUGUAGAGAAUAAACGUCGGCACAGAUAACCCGUGUAGCAAAUAUGGUGUUUAUAGGAAUUCCAAUCCUGCUUACACUGUGCCUGUAUAUCCAGAAGUCGGCAUGCGAUGUAGAUCCUAACUUAACCGUAGAGAAUGCAAAUGCCUUCAUAGCUGAAAACAAAGAUACCAUCAACCAAACAUACAGGUUAAAGUACCACGCAAUGGCACCCAUAGGAUGGAUCAACGACCCCAACGGGUUUAUCUUCUUCCAAGACGAAUAUCAUUUGUUUUAUCAGUACAACCCAUACAACGCAUAUCCCAAUAAAAUCCACUGGGGUCAUAUGAAGAGCAAAGACCUGAUCCAUUGGGAAGAUCUCCCGGUAGCUCUGGCACCUGACCAGGAUUACGACAGCGAUGGGGUAUUCUCUGGUAGUGCCAUAGUGAAGGAUGGGAAGUUAUACGCCAUGUAUACAGGAAACAGCGGUGACAGACAAGUUCAAUGCAUCGCCGUCUCUGAAGAUGGCAUAAGCUUUCAGAAAAUCGACCAAAAUCCGGUGUUGGACGCAAAUAGUUUACCUUCGAACGCGAAGCCUCAAGAUUUUAGAGACCCGAAGGUAUUCCAACGUGGUGACCUCUACUACGUUGUAACUGUAUCUAAAACUGUGGAUGAGACAGGGCAAGUGUUGCUUUACCAAUCAACGGAUCUAAUCAACUGGGAAUUCAAGUCUAUACUCCUCGAAGGUACCAAGGAGCAGGGCAUCAUGUGGGAAUGCCCAGACUUAUUCGAACUGGACGGGAAGGAUGUCUUACUCCUCUCUAUCAUUCAGAUCGCCAGGUCCGGUAACGACUACAGCAACAUAGAUUCAGUUGUUGAAUUCAUAGGCGAGAUGAACUGGGACGAAGGGAAGUUCGCUGUGGAAUCCAUUAAAGAACUUGACCACGGAAUGGACCUCUAUGCUACUCAAACCGCUACUGAUGAUAAAGGAAGAAGAAUCGUAACAGCCUGGAUGAAUAUGUGGGGUAGAACUUACCCCACAGCUGACCUCGGCGACGGCUGGGUAGGAGCCAUGAUAUUACCGCGAGAGCUUCACAUUGAAGAUGGAUUUUUGGUGCAGAGCCCUGUUUCUGAAAUUGCCAGUUUCUACGAACAAGUGGCCGAGUAUACCAAUGUCACUUUAACGGAUCAAACUAGUAGGUUUCAUCUGGUCAGUGGUGAAGUGGGAGAAAUGGAACUCCAAGCCAACUUAGAAAACACCAACACCUUCACUAUUGAACUAAGAGCUAACGAUGACGAAAAAACUAUUCUUUCUUACGAUACUGAGAGCAGUGAGUUGACUUUGGAUAGGACUAACAGUGGCAUCAGCAUUACUGGAAAUGAAAAUCCUCAAGUUUUCGCUCGCAAGGUUCUGGCUCCCUUGAACGACAAUCGUUUGAAGCUUCAGGUAUUCCUGGACCAAUCUUCUGUAGAAGUGUUUGUAAAUGAUGGGAGAGAAUCUCUAACUGCUAAUAUAUAUCCAACCAAAGUGCCUUCAGAUUCAAUUCGGUUCACAGCGGAAGGAACAGCUCUAAUAGAGAGAUUAACAUUUUCCAACAUAAAUUUGGACUAGCAAAAUAUUUUUUAUUAAUCUGUUGUAAUUAUACAAAAAUCAUAUGUUAUUGUUUAAUUUGGACACUUAUAGAAAGAGAUGAAAUAAAAAUAAUAAUUUUUGUUUA